Messenger RNA from Vespa crabro (European hornet), 4028 nucleotides. Its product is annotated as cytochrome P450 4C1-like. The coding region runs from base 2435 to 4015 and encodes 526 amino acids. NCBI's taxonomy places the organism in Eukaryota, Metazoa, Arthropoda, Insecta, Hymenoptera, Vespidae. The record is from RefSeq and is a predicted model, not a curated record. Gene Ontology annotation, molecular function: iron ion binding; heme binding; monooxygenase activity. The transcript is spliced from 15 exons.
CAUCAUUUCUUUAAUUGUGCACGAAAAACCAUAUUAGAAUAAUUUUCAGAGACAUAAGAAUUGAUAUAAAAAUGGGACACAAAAAGAAAAAGUAUCAUAAAAACGAUGAUAAUAAUCUAAUAAGAUCAUUGAAAUGUAUCAAAAAAAAUCUGAGUGAUCAAGAAGAACAAAUUAACGUCUUAAAGCAAAAAGUAGAAAGUACUCGUCAACGGAGUCAUCAGAUAGUGACAAGUCGUUAGAUGAAAAAUUGCACAUAAAAGGAUACUUUAAUUUUAUUCUGAGCAAAUGUUAAAAAAUUUACCCAAUCCCAGUCAAAAAAUAGCUAAAAAGACAGUGGGAAAGUCAGCUGGCUUACAAUGGUCAACGAACGAUUAAACACCAGCAGUAACUGCAGACUCUCAAAUUAAAGAUUAGCAGGUAACUGCAAAUGGAGCUGAAAAUUCAAGUGACAAAAAACUUCGGAGAAAACAGAUCAAGGAACGGUGCCAAAUAAAUCAGAAGCAUUUGGAAAACAUUUGGAUGGUGACAAGGAAAGAACAUUAGCAUUUCAAAGUGAUUUAUGCUUACGUUGGAAAGACGUUCUUAAAGAAGUACUUCGAAUAGAGGAACGCGAAUGAUUUUUUAGAAAGUAUCCAACUUUCGAAAAUUGUUUAACGUUAGAACUUCAAAAAAUGAAUGCUUAAAUAAAAGCGUCACUUUUAGAGCUAAUCAUAAAUAAAGAUAAAAGACUUGUAAAAAAACAGCAAAAGGUCUGCGCUUGCUUAUCUGCCUUGGGAUUAUCGCAGAUUUUUAACUUAAUCGCAGAUUUUUUCUAAAAGGAAAUAUUUCCGAGUUUUUUUCUGGAAAUAUUUACAGAUGCGUCGCUAAUGAGAUGGGCAGCCCAUUGUGAUGGACAAAGCACAAAUGGUUUUUGGAAUAAAGUCGAUAAGGAGUCUCCAAUUGAUCAUCUUGAAUUAUUUGGAUCUUUCUUCAAUUUAAAAUGUUUUGCAAAUAAUAGACGAAACUGAGAUAUUCUCUUACGGAUUGAUAAUACAACACCGAUUGGCUGUAUUAAUCCUAUGGGAGGUAAUCAAUUUAAAAGACUAAGCAAUAGACCAAAGUAAUCUGGAAAUAAUGUGGGGCAAGAAAUAUCUGGAUAUUAUACUCGUAUGUUCAAUUUAAAGAAAAUAAGAUUGCAGAUCUUGUAUCUAAGAGACUAAAGCCAGAGACCAAAUACGAGUUAAGUCAGGAAGCAUUUAGUAAAAUAUGUAGUAAAUUUGCUAAUCCGGAAAUAGACUUGUUCGAGUAAACACAUAGUGCAAUAAAUAUAUUUCGUGGAAGAAAGAUCUGGAUGCGAUGACAGCUGUCGUAUUCACUGUCAACUGGAGCUUAUGGUUUUUGCUUUUUGUCCUCAUCUCAAAAAUCUUGAGAAAAAUCUUAAGUUUGAAUGAUAGAGGGGCAAUCUUAGUUGGCCUUUUUAAAUUUGAUACACUCGUUAUAUAAAUAUGUUUAAAUCAGAACCAACUAUCUUUAAACCUAAUAAACAAUUAUUAUACCCUUCCAACGGGGGGAACUUUUAUACUCUUUGAUGGACAGCUUUCUGUGAUGGCAGGAAUCUUAUCCGACAAGCGUACAGAAUAAGAGAAAUGCCAUCAGAGGCAUUAAAAGUAGCAAUUCAUUGUUAAGCGAACCAUCAAUAGAUCAGUAUGAAGGAACACUCAUGAGGUGGUGGAGAUUUUAUUGUUUAAUGCAGACAGAUCCAUUUAUAGCAGAAAUUUCAAAAAUACACGUUUAGUUCAAUUGUGGCCCUGGUUUUGGGACCAGAUAUUGAUUAAAAUGCCACUAUCAAACGAUUUUGUAAAGACGCCUCCAAACUGAGGCUGGUACAACAGAAAUACGACAUAACGUGGGGUCCAGAAACAGUAUUGAAUUGUCUGAAAAAAUGAGAAAUUAUCAUUGGAAAAAUUAUCAUUAAAGACAACCUGGCAUUAACAACGGAUCACAGAAUUCAGGCUGUUUUCAAUUGAUAUUAGGGAUAUAAACAAGCUAGAAAAUCAACUGGAAAUAAUAAUUUCAACUCGACAAAAAAUGUCCAAACACAAUAAAAAAACAAUCGUCCUUAGUACUACCGAUUUUCAAAAAUCUGCUUAUAUGCAUAUUUCAUGUCAUAGAAUAAUAUUUGACUUGUACAAGAGCAUUAAAAGGGGAAAGAAAUAAAUUAUUCAUAUCUUGGAAAAAACUGCAUAAAGCAGUGAUUUCUCAUAUGUUAAGUCGACAGAUAAAAUCGAUGUUAAAGGGCAACAGAAGAGAUAUAAAUAUAUUUAUAGGUGAAUACAUAUGUAGAAAUCAAUUGAAAAAAAUAAGUAACAAAUAUGGAUAACGAUUUCGAAGAGCGGCUUGUCGCAAAUGGAUUUAACCGGAACAGAGAGAUCUAAUAAGACUUAAACGUUGCUGAAUGUCCUUUUUUCCGAGAGAUUACGACAUUAUGUUCUUUAUUAUUUCAUUGGGUUCAAUUUUCAUUUUAUUUCUACUGCAUUGCUCCAUAAGAUAUGGAAGAAUGGGAAGAAUACUUAAUAAUAUUCCAGGACCAAAUGAAUAUCCCAUAAUAGGAAAUAUACAUCAUCUUCACGUUGACAAUGAACAUCUCCUCCAAAGAAUUUGGGAUAUGAGUGCAAAAUUUUAUCCAAUUUUCAAAAUUUGGUGCUUUUAUUUUUGGGUAGUAGUUUUACUUCAUCCGGAUGAUAUUGAGGUACUUAUGAGAAGCACUAAAAAUAUUGAAAAAGGAAUAGCUUACCAUUUCUUGAGACCUUGGCUGUCUACCGGAUUGCUAACCAGUGGAGGUGAGAAAUGGCAAACACGUCGAAAGAUAUUGACACCAGCCUUUCACUUUAAUAUCCUGAAACACUUCGUUGUCACUUUAAACAAUGAAGCACGGUAUCUUAUAACAUCUUUAAAAGAGGAAGAAAAAGGAGGUUCUGUAGUUAAAGAUUUACAAGAAUUUAUCAGUCAACAUACACUUAACAUAAUAUGUGAAGCAGCUCUUGGUACUUCUUUGAAGCAGAGGGGCGACUUAGAGUCUAAUUAUCGUGAUGCGGUUCACAGUUUCGGCGAUAUCAUGGCUUCUAGAUUUGUAAGACCUUGGGUCUAUCUCGAUAUUAUAUUUGAAUUUUCUUCAUCUGGUCGAUUACAAAGGAAACUAUUGAAAACGUUACACAGUUUUUCGAAAAAAAUAAUUUCCGAAAGGAUACAAUUUCACGAAGAAACUAAUGGAAAAUAUUUGCAUAAUUAUGAAGAAAUGGAUGAGAAUGAAAUCUCUUGUGAAGAACGCGUGGAAAAUAAUAAAAAUCCGAUGUUCAAAAAGAAACUUGCUCUGCUUGAUCUGCUUAUAGCCGCUUGUGUGAAAGGAAAUAUGAUCGAUGUGGAAGGCAUCCAAGAAGAAGUCGACACUUUCAUGUUUGAGGGUCACGAUACUACUGCAGUGGCGUUGUGCUUUGCAUUGAGUCUGUUUGCAAAACACAAAGAUGUCCAGAAACGUAUAAGAGACGAGGUUAACACGGUUAUGCAAGAAAACUAUAAUUUGACGAUUCCAAUGCUUCAAGAAUUUUCGUAUUUAGAGAGAUGUUUGAAAGAGUCACUUCGUUUAUAUCCAAGCGUUCAUCUUAUACUUCGUUAUUUGACGGAGGAUAUGCAACUAAAAAAUUAUUUAAUCCCGGCUGGCACGAUGUGUCACUUAAACAUCUAUAGCAUCCACAGAAAUCCAGAAUAUUGGCCAAAUCCCGAAGUUUUUGAUCCCGAUAGAUUCUUGCCAGAAAAUUUAAAAAACCGUCAUCCUUAUUCCUAUAUCCCAUUUAGUGCUGGACCAAGAAACUGUAUCGGUCAAAGAUUUGCAAUGCUCGAGCUAAAAGUAAUAGUAGCUUAUAUAUUGCAUAACUUUCAUUUGGAACCGGUGGGUGAUCUUGAUGAUGUAAAAUUGAUGGCAAAUAUUACGCUGCAUUCGUCUAAGCCACUUCAUAUUAAAUUUAUCCCAAUAAAAUAGUCUUAUCUUUUCA